AUGUCGAAAAGUGGCGAUCCGAAUAAAAGUAGUGUCUACAAGGUUUCCUUUUUUAGGAUUUGAUCAAGAUUCAAGGAUCACAUUUUUUUUACUGAUAUACUAAAACGAUAGUCAAAUAUAAUGGCCUUGUGAAAAUUUUCUUUUUUUUUCUCAAUUGCGCUCCAAACUAACACUGCAAACGUCGGGAGUGUGGAAAACGGGAGUGACUACAAAAUGGCCGCUAAAAGGGUUCCGUUUUUCGGCCUUUCUUUCUUGGUCGGCUAAAAAGCAUCAAAAUAGGGUGAAAAAAGGCCGCAAAAAAGGUGCCGGAAGUCUCGGCCAUUGAUGAUUUUUGAUUUUAUUACUGUAGCACGUUUUGGUUCAUACACAGUCCCUGGUAGAGAUAUUCUCAGUUUGAAAAAUUUCGUGUCCAAAAAGGGUGGAUAAAGGUCGAUGAAAGGACGGAAAAAGGCAGUAAACGGGAAACCGGUACCACCCGUUUAGGAACAAUUGAUGGAAAGCUUUUGCUCCCAUAACGGACGCUCAAAGAGCCCGUAAAGGAUCCUUCCGACUUUGCCUAUGCUUUACUUGAUUUUUAUGCAAAAUUCAGCCGGAUGAAACGGUGUCUUGCGACGACUGUUCGGCAUUCAUCACACGAAAACAAGUCACGACGGUAAGCUUCAUUCAGAAAACCAUCGUACCUCUGUUGUAAGGGUUCCGUAGUGAUGGUCUUGGGGCGGCUGUAUCAUCUCGAACAUCUCAAAUGCGUAUUCUGCAAGGUAAUUUUUUUCAUUCAUGAAGAAAGAACUUUUUUGCUUCGAGAUACCGCUGCGUGGAAAUCUCUGUUUUCCGUCUUUGGCAGACGCGACGAAGCCCGCGUGCUACGACUGCAACAUGAACACGCGCCACGCUCCUUGCCACGGUCAUUCUGGAAAUUUAUUUCUUAAUAUCGCCAGCUAGUCAAGCUGGAAUCGUUUUUGAAAACCUCGGAAGUUUCGGCCUAGAAGUUGGAAAAGUAGAAGUUAUCUGCCUAGGAAGGAAUUUCGGGUCCGCGAAUACUCGUGAGCGUGAAUUGUGCUUACACCAAUGUUGGGGGCUCGAUCAUUUGAAAGUUUGAAUAAUGCUCUUUCACAACAGAGAAGUUUUCAGAGUGCAACGAGCCGCUGAAAGAAUUCGGGCUGUCGGCGUUGGGUCGACUGUGGCAUCGCAAGUGCUUCAGAUGCGCCAGCUGCCACAAAAUCAUCCCAAGUUGAUUUUCAACCAGCCAACUCCUAACCGAAACUUUCAGACGGGGACUACUUUGCGCACGACGGUCAUCCGUUUGACGAAGACUGCUACGUCCAGCAUUUCAGAUGAAAUCAUCAAAAAUUAUCUACUUAUGACCUAUUUAAAAACUUUAAAACCAUUCUUGCUCAAAAAUUACUUUCAACACACUUAUAGUAGAAAAUGAAGUAAAUGCCAUUUUAAAAGUAAUUUCCGCGAAAUGCAAGAUUAUCUCUGACUCUCCAAUAUUUAAUUUUCUUUUUCUUUCUCAGACGACUAUUUUGAAUUUCGCGGAAUAAUUUUGAACACGACAAGCAAAACAAAUAAAAAUCAAUGAUGCAUUUUUUUUUUUCGAAAAACUGUCGUCAACUAUAGCGCCGAGUACGCAAACAGCGCAUUUGACGUGAAAAUCAAAAUAGUUGAUUGAUCGCGAAAUUUAGUAAAUACACUUUUCUGGUUUCUAGAGAUUCGAAUAUUAAUACAACUAGAGAGAAAAGUUACAUUAAAUAUCCUACACCAAAAGCAUCAUAGUUUCACAAAACAAAAACCGGGCUUUCAACUUUUUCAACCACUUUUGGAUUUCAAUUUCGUCAAAGGCGGUUGUUUGUUAUAGCUUCGACAGUUCUUGUUAACCGCCUAGUCGUUUCCAUCUAUCAUUGAAACAAGAAAAAUUAUGAAAUUGAAUGAACAUGUUGUACAAUUAUUAUCUCAUUUCUACCACCCGAGUGGUCGGUCUCAUUGCCGCUCUCUCAUGAGAUAAUAUUCCGACGCCCGUCAGCCCUGGACAAGCUGGGCGCCGUACUGUUCCUACAGGGAGAAGCAGUGAUCGUCGGAAACGCUCGAAAACCGUCUGUCUACUACUUUCACCAGAAGAGCGAGAUGCUCUACGCGCCGUCUACUCUUGAUCAACGGCAGUUUCGCAAACCGACGAACAACUCUUCAAUUAUUCCAUGA
Messenger RNA from Caenorhabditis auriculariae, 2196 nucleotides. The record is from the annotation of a GenBank genome assembly. Lineage: Eukaryota; Metazoa; Nematoda; Chromadorea; Rhabditida; Rhabditidae.